Paramecium octaurelia is the source of this 5025-nucleotide messenger RNA. NCBI's taxonomy places the organism in Eukaryota, Ciliophora, Oligohymenophorea, Peniculida, Parameciidae. The record is from the annotation of a GenBank genome assembly.
AUGAAAGUUUCAUUUGAUCACGAUGUCUAUAAAUGGCUAUUGUCCCUUACUAUCGUUAAACCUCAAUAAGUGAAGAACACUGGUAAAGUUGAAUUAGAUGAGAACCAAAGCAAAUUAUUUAUUAAUGGUAUUAAAUUCGGAGAAGCCCUUAAUAAAAUGCUUGAAGCGAGAUCCAUUGUAAAAAUCACAUCGUAAUUUUAAGCAUGUCCCAAAUUUAAGUGAACAAAUGAAAAAUUAAUUAACUCCAGGAGUUAAAUUAUUCAAUUGGAAUAUUUUAUAAGAUGCAUUUCAAAAAAUUAACUUGCCUUUAGAUAACGAUAUUAAAAAUUUGAUUGUCAAUGGCGAUACAGAAAUGAUGAAUGAAUUGCUAAAAGAUAUGAUGGAAUUGGAUAAUCAAAUCAAUAGAAAAUAAUAAACAAGAGGAUCAGUCAGAUCCUCAGAGGAUUCCUCCUUCGAAUCUUAAAAGAAGCCUCCCAGCAGACCACCAUCAAAAUUACCAUAAACGAAAUAUGAUAUUCAGGGAAAUAAUAAUAACGAAUUAAUUUUAGAUGAAUUAGAUAUUAAAAAACCAUUAAAUGAGUCUAAGUCUUUGCUUGAAUUUUUUAUUACAGGACUAUCGAAACAUUUGACUUUAAAACCUUAAUAAGCUGCAUCUUUAUUAUCAAAUGGUAAUAAAUAUUUAGCCCAUUUACUUGUUAAAGGAGUCAAGGGAGAAUUUGAAACUUUGAUAAAUUGGUUAAGUGAUAUUUAUGCCAAUAUCUCUAGAGUAUUCAAUUUUCUAGAAUAACAAGACUCAAAUGUGCACUACUUUUUUUCCACUAUAAAACCAGGUCUUUUAUCUAAAGAAUAGGAAAUUACUCUUUGGACAUUAAGGAUCAUGGGAAGAACUUAUUUCGAACUUUCUGAAAUGGAAAUGCACUAAUUAGGAUACGAAUGGUUUUGCAAAGAAAAUGGAGGUUUGGCAGCAACAUUUCUAUGCAUGCAAAGACAUCCAAAUUUACUGAGUUAAAUCUGUGAAUUGUACAGUUAAGUAGCAAGAUUUAAUAUUGUCGAUUUUUUUACUGUCUAAUUCAAGAAAUAAUUAGCAGAUAAAUGUAUUGACAUGUUAAAUUCUUUGAUUGAAUUUCUCUACUAAUAGAAAACUUUGAAGGAUGAAUUAGUUCAAUAAGGAAUUGUGUAAUAUUGGGCCUCAGCAGCAUUAAAAAUGUCUGAUUCGGAUUAAUUGCUGAUUAAGAUACAGGGGCUUAAGUACUUAACUUUAAAUUGGUUAUUAUAUCCCAUUUAAUUUGAAGAAGACUAAAAUUACCCUAAUCAAUUCUUAUUCUUAAUGAAAAAGGGCACUAGAGAUUCGUCCAAUAAUUUGAAAUAUUUCUCGCUUAAUAUGCUAUUCCGAUUACUAGAUAAAUUAGCUACGGAUAGAAAUCCAUAUGCAGCAGUGCUUUAUAAGAAACUCACCUUCACUCUAAUUGAAAAUUACAAUGAACUAGAUGUCAGAGAAUUCAUGUUGAACAAUUUUAUGUAUUUAAUUGAAAAAUACUCAUCUAUUCCCAUCGAUAUUCUAAUAGAACCAUUGAUUAAGCAGGUGAUGUUGAAUGAUGCCUUAGUUAACUUAACAGAUAUGAUGUUAUUUAAAUUUAUUAGUAAACAUCCAAAGAUGAAAAUAAGGUUGGCAAUAUUACUAUUGGAUUUGCUUGCUAAAAUAUAUUUAAAUAGUGUGACGAUGUCGCAUUUAUCAUUAAAUCCAAUUCAAGUGCUUUUGGCUCGAUUUGCAGAAUCACCUUUGCUGAGAGAGUAUGCUUUUAAACUUUGUAAAAUUGGACUAGCACUGCAUUAUGGCAGUUUAAAGAGUAAGAGAUAGUAGGUUAAAACAAAUGAUUUGUCCAUUCUCUCUGCAUUACAGUAACACAAUAAUGAUCACGAAAUACUGGAAGCUUAAAAAAGAGCCUAAAUAAUUGAACUAAUUAAGUUCAUAAUCAAUAUGCAGCAAGAUGAAUUAAAUGAAUAAAUUAAACCCUUGCUAUGCCACUUCUAUAUCGAAUUGUAUUAUGUUAUUGUUUAUAAUUAGAUAAGCUAUUAGUAUUAAGGAUAAGGGAGUGAUAACACUAUUAAAUAUGUUUGGCAAUCCCGAUAAAAUAGUUUAGGCUAUUAAAUCAUAAUGGGAGGCUGAAAAAUAGGAAUAGGAUGAAUUACUAAAAUAAUCUCAACUAAUUAUUGAUAAUGAGUUUGUCUAAAAUUAGCAAUUGAAUUCUGCUGAGCAAACUCCUUAAACUGUGAAGAGUGAGAAAAGGUAUUAAAAUGAUGGCGAUCCUUUUAAUGCUUUAAGACAAAAGGAAUUGGAGGAUGAGAAGAAGUUUUUGGCUCAAAAUGGUGUGGGAUUCAAAAAGAGAGUUGUUGAAUUAGAGAGAGGUAAGUAACCAAUUGCUCCAACUCCAAAUACCUAGUAGUAAUAAGCGAAGAAAAAGCCUUAAUAAGUAGACCCCAAGGUCUUAGAAAAUAUAGCUAACAUUAAAUUGAAGAAGGAGGAGGAAUUGCUGAAGAAAUAAUAGGAAGAAGAGGAAAAGAGAAAAAGAAUAGAGAUAUUACAAAAGAAAGCAUAAUAGGAGAUUUAGAAAAGAACUACUGGGAAAGUAAUUGAGAAGGCAGAUGAAAAGAAGGUUGAAUUGAUUGAUCUUGAUGAUCAUGAGACACACGACUUUGAAUCUAUGAGUGUGGCUAUUAAGAAGAAUCAUAAGGCUAUGAAAUAUUUAUUCUCCAAAUAUUCUAAUACGACUAAUUAGGCAAGUAAGAAGUAGUACUUUGGAGAACUCUAAGAAUAGUAUGAAAUUAUUUAGUUAUCUGAUAUAAUGAGAAUGUUGAAAGAUUAUUAAGUGAAUAUGUCUAAGGAAGAGGUUCAAGCAUAUGUCAAAGCUAUAAAUCAUAAAUAUUCUGAAAAUAAGGGUGAUCAAUUUAGUUUAGAUUAGUAGAAUUUUGAGAGGUUUCUAGCUUAACUUUCAAUGAAAAUUGAAGGAUACACCUUUUAAAGAAAGCCAGCAGGGUAAUGUUUGGAAUAGUUUAUGUAAAGUUUUGGUUCUAUUGCAAAAUCAAAAAGUAUAACAUAUCAUAAAUAUAUUAGAUGAAAAUCAUCUCAUAUUUUUGGAUCCUGAUAAUAUCAAUAUUGAUCCAGAUAGAGAUCUUAUUAGAUAGUUAAAUUUACAGCUGUAAACUUAAGAUGUACCUGUUCCUAGUAAGUUCAAGAAAGUUACAGAAAAAUAACUGAAUUAAAGAUAUGAAUACAGAUAAUAAGCAAUAUUGGGAAUUGAAAAUGCCUGGCUUGAUUGUCAUGAAAUAGUCAAUUAAUUGAUUUCAGAAACAUUUAAAACUAAUGUUAUGGAACCCUUGUCCGAUAUAAAGAUUAUUUGGAAGGUCAAACCAAGUCCACAACAAUAACAGGAGCAAGUUGUUUAAGUGAAAUAGAGAGAUAAUUCAUAAUAGAAGAAAGUCAUCAAUAGAGCUAUUGAAGAUAAAUUAUUGAAGCAAUAGGAAGAAGAAUAAAAGAAAUUGGAUGCUGAGGAGAAAAGAAAAAAACAUUAGGAAAAGUUAAAAUAGGAAUAUUUGAGAAAAAAGAGAGAGAAGGAAGAACAGGAAUAACUUAAGAAGUAGGAGGAGAGAUAAGAGAUGAUUGAAAAAGCAGAAAGAGAGAAAAAGUAAUAGGAACAAUUAAAGAAAGAAGCAGAAGAAAAGAAGUUAAAGUUAAGAGAAUAUAAAGAAAAAAUGGCAGAAGAAAGCAAAAUAAAAGAGGCUUAGAAUGUUGAAUUACAAAAAUAAAAAUAAGAAUUAGAAAGAAAAUAAAGAGAGGAAUUUUAGAAGAAAUAAAAAGAAGAAGUAAGUAAGUUAUUGGAAUAAAAGAAGAAAGAGUUUAAAGAUAAAGAAUAAUAAGAGAAAUAGAAGGAAUAGAAAGCAAAAGAAGAAAUGAAGGAAUGGAAAAACAAUGUUGAGAUUAUGCUUUAAUAAGAAUAAGAGGUAAGAUAAAGGGAGAAGUAAAUGCAUCAAAAAAUUUAAUAGUUGUAACAAAAUUAGGAUAUUCAAUCCAUAUAUAAGAAAUAUGAUAAAUAAUUAUAAGCUAUAUAUCAUGCUUAUCAAGAGUAUACUGAUUGGAAGAUUGAAAAUGCAGGAGUCGAAAAAGAAUUAUUACAAUUCAAAGGGUUUACUAAUUUUGCUUCUUAAUUCAGCAUUUAUCCAGCUAUUAUUACUCCUGAAGAUGCAUAACUAAUCUUCAGAUCAAUCACAAGAGAAAGAGAAAGAUAAUAAUAAUAAUUAAAUGAAAAAAAUGGCUUUAAUGCUAUACCACCAAAGGGAAUGAACUAUCAUGAAUUUUAAUAGGCACUAUUGAGGAUUGCCAUUAAAGGAUAGAAAUAUUUUGAUCUUCUCAAUGAAAAAUAUGAAAACAACAUGAAAACCAUAGAUAUGAUUGCAUUAAAAAAGGAUCAGGCAAUUUCAGAAGAAGGACCAUUGGAAAAAAGAGAAGAUCAAUAUUAACAAGUGGAUGCAACAAGUUCAAAAACAAUGCAAGGCUUAAUGUAUUUUUUGGAUAUGCCUGAGGAGAAAACUGAAAUGAAUUCUAAGUUAAGGGCAUUAAAGUUAGAAUUUCAGAAAGUGGCAGCAUAAAGAGAUAAAAAAUAAAGUAAUUUAUAUUUAUUAUCAAUCAUAGUGGUUUAGUAAAAGUUAACAGAUGAAGUCAAGUAGCCAACAAAACGAAAGUAAUCUUUAGGGUAAAAGGAAGGAAAGGACAAAAGUUAAGAAAAAUGUAAUGAUAUAUUUAUAUCAAAGAAUAACCUUAGAGAAAUAAAUCUUAAAAUAUUAGAGUUGAUUCUGCAUAGAAUAAAAUGAAAUCGUCUUAAAAAGAGUAGAUACAAGCAGUCGAUGAAAACGAAUUAAACAAGCAAUCUCCUAAGAGUAUUUUAAAAUUAUAUAAAUCUUUUAGAGAUAGAAACUGUAGGACCCGAUGGAAAAAAGGAAAGUUGGAAAGUUAAUUAAUAAAAACAAUGA